Messenger RNA from Colletotrichum orchidophilum, 1452 nucleotides. RefSeq lists its product as uncharacterized. Gene Ontology annotation, molecular function: carbohydrate:proton symporter activity. The transcript has 8 exons. The coding region runs from base 1 to 1452 and encodes 483 amino acids. Gene Ontology annotation, biological process: carbohydrate transport; transmembrane transport. The record is from RefSeq and is a predicted model, not a curated record. NCBI's taxonomy places the organism in Eukaryota, Fungi, Ascomycota, Sordariomycetes, Glomerellales, Glomerellaceae. Gene Ontology annotation, cellular component: membrane.
AUGAUUCACUGCUUAGGCUGCUGCUUCACUUUAUUCUUCAAUGGUUAUGAUGGAAGCUUGUUGAACGGACUUCAAAGCAUCGAUCGAUGGCACAAAUAUUUCGAUAACCCCAGUGCUACUACACUGGGCCUGAUGAACUCGGCAGGGUUCCUUCCAGGCAUUGUGGCUGGCUUCUGUGGUGACAGACUGGCUCAAACGAUCGGCAAGCGUUGGACUCUCUGGAUAGGAACUUGUAUCGCGAUUGUUGGGAUCAUAUUGAUGUCUGUGUCUACCACCACUGGCAUGUUCUGUGGAGGACGCACUAUCCUCGGUUUUGGGACUCCGCUGGCUGUUACAGUGUCUCCUUCGCACCUUCAGGAGAUCUCGCACCCCAGAUAUCGUGCUCAAGUGAGCUCAUUCUUCACAUGCACAUACUACAUUGCUGCUGUACUAUCAGCCGGGGUAUGUCUGGGCUGCAUGAAUAUUCCUUCGGAAAUGUCUUGGCGCAUCCCAUGCUGGACGCAACUCGUAGGUCCGACAUUGACUUUGGCCCUGACUAGCACAAUGCCAGAGUCCCCGAGGUGGCUCGUGAAAGAAGGCAGAUUGACACAAGCACGCGCGAUUCUCGUCAAGUAUCAUGCGAACGGAAAGGAGAAUGACGAGUUGGUUGACUAUGAGUUCCGAGAAAUCGUGGAUGCAUUAAAGCUAGAGGACCUUAACAAGCAGACAACGUACCUUGACUUCUUCAGGACCCCAGGAAACCGACAUAGACUGAUCAUUCUGAUCGUCGUUGGGGCAAGUUUGAAUUGGGUGGGGAACGGAAUUUUCGCUUAUUUCCUAAAUCCGAUACUCAACGGAAUUGGUGUCACCAAUACUCGCUCUCAACUUCUCAUCCUCGUCGGCCUCAAUAUUUGGAAUUUGAUUUGGUCUACCUCUGCUGCCAUCAAUAUCGACAAAAUUGGCCGCCGACCUCUUUGGCUCACGGCCACCAGCGGUCAGCUAGUCACCAUGGCAGUAACCAUGGGAUUAUCGGCUGCGUACACAGAGUAUGGGAUUAAAGCCGCAGGAACAGCUGUUAUACCCUUCUUUUUCCUCUUUUAUGCGUCAUACGAUAUCGCUUACACACCCAUGUCAUAUGGUUACCCAACUGAGAUCCUGACAUAUAGCCUUCGAACCAAAGGGCUGGCUAUUUACAUUGUUGUCGUUGCCAUGGCUGUAUCUUUGAAUACUUGGAUCAACCCAAUUGCACUCGAUGCUUUGGGCUGGAAGUACUACGCGGUUUACAUAGCCAUCAACGCAAUCCUGCUCGUCAUUCAAUAUUUCAAAUUUCCGGAGACCAAAGACCGUACCAUCGAAGAGAUAGCAACGAUAUUUGACGCCCCACAAGCUGCUACGGUCAUGUAUGCACGGGGUGAGAGUCUGGAAAGGGACGUUCGGAGCGUGAGAGAGGAGCCUGAGGCCAAGAGCAUGUAA